Ictalurus furcatus (blue catfish) is the source of this 5132-nucleotide messenger RNA. RefSeq names its product tyrosine-protein phosphatase non-receptor type 14-like. Gene Ontology annotation, molecular function: protein tyrosine phosphatase activity. The record is from RefSeq and is a predicted model, not a curated record. Gene Ontology annotation, biological process: lymphangiogenesis; protein dephosphorylation. The transcript has 20 exons. NCBI's taxonomy places the organism in Eukaryota, Metazoa, Chordata, Actinopteri, Siluriformes, Ictaluridae. Gene Ontology annotation, cellular component: cytoskeleton. The coding region runs from base 682 to 4299 and encodes 1205 amino acids.
AAACCCGCACAUUCCUCACAUUCCCCGCUCCUGAUGUCAGAGAGGGCGGGGCCGCGCGCGCAUCCCGAUUCCCGACGUCUUCUUCCUUUCCGCGAGCUUCGUGUCGCUGGAGUACCGUUACCGGUGCCUGGUUCUCCACUGCCCACGGAACCGCUCAGAACCCCUGGAUUAAAUAACCUCAGAGGGAAUUCCGGGUGUUUUCCUUUCCUCAGCUCCUGAUCUGGAGGGAUUUUUUUUUUUCUUCCUUUUUUGCUAUUAGAAGUUGGGAAGCGCGAGCGCUCCGGUUGUGUUUCCACUGAGUUGGAGAGAACUUCUUCUUCUUCUUCUUCUUCUUCUUCUUCUUCUUCCUCUUCUUCUUCUUCUUCUUCACAAAGCGGGUUUAUUUCCACUGCAGUGUUUUUGGAGGAUCGCGCGCUUGUCUUAAAGUUUUGCCAAUAAAAGGAAAGCACAAGAAAGAAAGAAAGAAGUAACACCGAGAAAAAGUGGGAAUGUAGCACAGACAACACGCUCCCAGGAUCCCACUUCCUGUCCACCCCUCAGCUUGCUCUCGGAAUGGGACUGCACCUUCCCAGAGUGCACUUCUUCACUGGGGGGUGUGGCCAUCCCGGGGCGGGACAGACAGCAUAGACCCCCUGCAGUAUUCUUUUGACCCCUGUGACCUUGGUGUGACCCUGUCCAGCCAUGCCUUUCAGGCUGAAACUGCCUCGUACGAGGCGCUACAACGUGCUGAGCAAGAACUGCUUCGUCAUUCGGAUCCAACUGCUGGACAAUCACAUGAUCGAGUGCACGCUGUCCGUCGAGGGGACUGGCCAAGAGUGUUUAGAAGCAGUCGCUCAGCGUCUCGAACUGCGAGAGACGCAUUAUUUUGGCCUGUGGUUUCACUCUAAAGCUCAGGUGCAGAGGUGGGUGGAGCUGGAGAAGCCGUUGAAGAAGCAGUUGGACAAAUUUGGCAACGAGCCAAUGCUGUACUUCGGAGUCAUGUUCUAUGUGCCUAGCGUCUCCCGCCUCGAGCAAGAGGUCACCAGGUAUCAGUACUACCUGCAGGUGAAGAAGGAGGUUCUCGAUGGACGCCUUCACUGCACCGUAGAGCAGGGCAUUCGACUCGCCGGUCUCGCUGUCCAGGCCGACUUUGGAGAUUUCACUCAAUAUCUGUCUCAGGAUUUCCUCAGGGAAUAUGUUUUGUUCCCCGUGAACUGGCCCCAUGUUGACGAGGUGCUGGACGACUGGACUCAGAAAGUGGCCGAGGAACACAAGAGUCACUAUCAGAUGCAGGCCGCAGAUGCAGAGCUGCUCUACAUUAAAGAGGUGGAGAAGCUGGAUGGAUUCGGGCAGGAGAGCUUUGCUGCUAAAGACAAUUACACCAACGACAUCUUCAUCGGAGUUUCUUUUAUCGGGAUCUUUGCAAAGCACAGGAACGGGAGAUCGAUCAUGCUUCACCGGUGGAAGGACAUCGGAACCAUCGGGCACAACAAGUCGGCUAUCACCGUGGAGAUAACCAGCAAAGACGACACCAUCAUGUUUCACAUGGAGGAUAUGGAGAUGGCGAAAUACAUCGCACGCCUCUUCACCGCCAGACACAAGUUUUACAAACAGAACAAGAUCUGUGUAGAGCCGACCCACUCUCCUGUCACUAUACGGAGAAGAUCCACCUGGAAUAGGCAGCAUAGGCCGCAGUCCUGUAUUGCACAUUCUCAGUAUCCUGAUCACUAUCAGGAGACGCAGAGCUCGCAAGACAGUAUCUUCCACGAAGACCCGUACUGUAAGUCCGAGACGAGUCUGGUGGAGUUCGGGUUCCGCAACGGCCUGGUUCCUAAUGGCAGUAUGUGCAGCAGCCCGAGCGUAAGCUCCCUGAACCGCUCACAGACUUUUGUUCACUCCUCGCCCAUGUCUUCGAGCCCCAGCAUCCCUGGGAGUGAGCUCAUGCGGCCUGACUACAUCCCCAGCCACCGACACUCGGCCAUCAUCCCGCCCUCCUACAGGCCCACACCAGAGUACGACGCGGUGAUGCGGCAAAAACGCUGCCUCCUCCCAAACACACCCAACGUCGACUGUCACAGCCAGUCACUGCGCAGCCUCAAUAUCAGCAACACGUAUGUUUACCGUCAACCAUCGCUAGUGUACAGCCAGCCGGAAAUGCGUGAGCAAGGCCCGUACCACACGCCCUAUGGUGGGGGUGGAGGCCCUCAGGCAGUGUAUGGACUUCAUACUGGCCCCUCCCCACCUCACCAGGGUCAGAUGGUACAUUCUACAACGGCUCAGCCACAAUCUGGCACUGCUAACGGCAUCUCGCAUACCGUCAGCACGCCAGAGCUGGCCAACACUAAGCAGCAAGUGGUUAACAGGACUACCCAUGUGUUUAGGAACCACCAAUCAAGACCUCCACCCCCUUACUCGGCAUCCUUUAGGCCAGCUACAAGCACACCGGAUUUGGCAAGCCACCGACAACGCUGCAUCGGAGGCUCUAGUCCGGAACUGGUGACGCGUAAAGUACAGCUGUCGGUGAAAACCUUCCAACCAGACAGCUCAGCCGUAGUGCACCAGUCACUACAGGAAGUGAGCGAGCCUCUAACGGCCAUGAAGCACCGUUCCACGCUCGCCAAACGCCACAGCAUGGAAGUCGCGAUGGUCCUCAAGGGAGCCAGUGUAGCCCCCUUGCCUCGAAGGAACACACUACGAGAGCAAGUGCCACCCCUGAUCCCUCCUCAGCAGGCACAGGUCCCACCUCCUCCACCGCCUCAGCUGGCUGAGGUGCAAAUACCAACCCAGAAAUCCUCCAACCCCGACCCAACAUACCAGCAUCAGAAAACACUCUCUAAUGUCACCAUGCUGAUCCACAGCAGCGAGAGUGAGGAGGAAGAGGAGGAGUACGCACCCGAGCUGGACGUUCACAUCCCAGGCCUGAACGAGGACAUCAGCGCUCAACUGCAGGCGGCACUCGCUAACAUCCCUAACAAGCCCCCGCCGGAAUACCCGGGACCGCGGUCCAGCAGCAGCAACAUCGCACUCAGACACCACAACCAGGAUCGGAGCCGAGGUUCUCCAGAAGCGGCUCAGGUGCAGACGCAGGUCGAUGUCCACGCAGGAGGGCACCGCGGGAGGCAAAGUCCGAGCCGUAUGGACCAGGUGUGCCUGAGCGGGGCGACUCUGGGACCGUCCAUCUCUGAGCCCGACCUCACCAGCGUCAAGGAGAGAGUGAGGAAAGAGCCGGUGAAAGAGAGACCUGUCUCCGAGAUGUUUGCCAUCGAGGACAGCAUUGUAGAGAGAGAGAUUGCACAGAGGACUCUGGAGAGGCAGAAGAUGUCGGUGGACUCGAUGAAGAGGCCUCUGAUGAUGGCCACUCUGAACGGACUGUACGUGAGCCGUAUGCCCGUCCCAGAAAACCCACGUGAGGACGUCUCCGCUAAGGCCAACACGGACGAGAUGUGUAAGCAUCUGGAGCUGAGGUUAACGGAGGACCGGCUCUUCGCCGAAUACGAGCAGAUCCCUAAAAAAAGACCCGAGUGCAACCUCGCCACAGCCACACUGCCCGAUAACACCGAGAGGAACCGGUUCCGUGACGUGGUUCCGUAUGAGGAGAACCGUGUCGAGUUGGUGCCAAACAAAGAGAACAACACAGGCUACAUUAACGCCUCGCACAUCAAGAUGCUGAUCAGAGGGGAGGAGUGGCAUUACAUUGCGACGCAGGGCCCUCUUCCCGGCACUUGCCACGAUUUCUGGCAGAUGGUCUGGGAGCAAGGGGUCAACGUCAUUGCCAUGGUUACGGCAGAGGAGGAGGGAGGUCGUUCGAAGAGUCACAGGUACUGGCCGAAACUCGGCUCCAAACACAACUCGGCCACGCACGGCAAGUUCAAGGUCACGACUAAAUUCCGUACAGACUCGGGUUGCUACGCAACGACUGGGUUAAAGGUCAAGCACCUGCUGUCUGGUCAAGAGCGGACCGUGUGGCACCUGCAGUACACCGACUGGCCCGAGCACGGCUGCCCCGAGUACGUCCAGGGCUUCCUCGCGUACCUGGAGGAGAUCCAGUCUGUGCGUCGUCACACCAACAGCAUGUUGGACGCCUCGAAGAACCCGAAGCCGCCGGUCGUGAUUCACUGCAGCGCCGGAGUCGGACGCACCGGAGUCGUUAUUCUCACCGAGCUCAUGAUCAGCUGCCUGGAGCACAAUGAGAGGAUGGAGGUCCCGGUGAUGCUAAAUUACUUGAGACAGCAGAGGAUGAUGAUGGUUCAGACCGUCGCUCAGUACCAGUUUGUGUAUCAGGUUUUGAUCCAGUUUUUGAAGAACACCAGACUCAUCUGAGUCCGACUGUGUGUGUGUGUGUGUGUGUGUGUGUGUGUGUGUGUGUGUGUGUGUGUGUGUACGCACCAUCCUAACUUGUUGCAUUUAACUAAAAGGCAUGACGCUCGGGCUGAAACAUCUCUACCGACGUAAUUCCAAACAGAACCUAAUAUCCACAGUAAACGAGUGGCUGUAUGAAAUGCCUGUAUUAUAAUUAUUAAUAUAUAUUUUUUCUGUUUUGGUUUUGGAGGACAGCACCUCUCCGUUAUGCUUUCUCAAACACAGCUGAAGGCUUCUCAUUCAUGUAGCUACACCGUCAGAAAAAUGUGAGUGCAUAUGGCGGUCAUAAAUGGUAUAAAACAUGAUUUUGUUCAUUUAGGUGAAAUAAUGAGUAUGACUUCUAUAAAAUAUAAAAAUUGUUGUGUUUUUUACUUCCAUAUUGUAAUUUCCAGGCUAUAAAGUUACACCGCCGUACAUAACGCACCCCCAGAAAUUCCGUCUGCUUAGAGAAUUAGCAUGAAUAUUAUGAAGCAAGGAAUAAAACACUUGAGGGUGUGCUGUUCUCGGAAACUAAUCAAUAACGGCGUGAUACCGUUACCGUGAACGUGAACAGCGCACCCUGAAGUAUUUUAUUCCGAUUAUAUUUUAUUUAUUAAAGAACAACACCUUAUACUUUCAUACGGAUACCUUUAGUCAAAAGUUUGGGCACCCCUAGUCAAAUGACGUAUUUUGAAUGUUGAAUUAUGAAAAGAAGUAAACACAACCUCUCCGGCAAACUAUUUUUUUUAUUAUUUUUUUUUUUUUAAAUGCACAGUUACUAUAAAGUAUAAAGGGCGUCCAAACUUUUGGACGUG